Messenger RNA from Dunckerocampus dactyliophorus (ringed pipefish), 2946 nucleotides. RefSeq names its product polypeptide N-acetylgalactosaminyltransferase 18-like. The coding region runs from base 103 to 1962 and encodes 619 amino acids. NCBI's taxonomy places the organism in Eukaryota, Metazoa, Chordata, Actinopteri, Syngnathiformes, Syngnathidae. The record is from RefSeq and is a predicted model, not a curated record. The transcript has 11 exons. Gene Ontology annotation, cellular component: Golgi apparatus.
AGCGCCAUGAUAAGGAUUGUCGUUUUGUCGCUGACGUGAGGCGCUUCUUCCCACCCCGCAUCGUCCCUCCGCGGACGCAGGAGGAGAGGAGCCCGGUGAGGGAUGGAUGUGGCCAUGCUGUGCACCAAGAGAACGAAAACUUUGGUGUGGACGUGCGUGAUCCUGAGCGGCAUGACCAACAUCGUGUGUCUCCUCUACGUGGGCUGGAUCACCAACUACGUGUCCAACAGCCCCAAAGUUAAGCGGACACUCAGCGAGGUGGAGACAAAGUUGGAGGAGGACAGCAGAGGAGAGACGCUCAGGAUGAUGGAGAGGCUGGACAGGCUGGAGGAGGUCAUCAACCGGCACAUCAAAGAUGAAGCCCCAAAGCAAAGUGAAGAUGCUGCAUCCUCAUCAUCCGCCUACCCCAGCAUCUCAUUGUUUGAACGCUGGGGUCACGACCUGGGCCCGGAAAGCCGAAGACUUGCCCGGAAGAGGUUUCGCUAUUACGGCUACAACAGCUACCUCAGCGAUCGGAUCUCCAUCGUCCGACCGAUUCCCGAUUUUCGCCCAGACGGCUGUAAAAACGUGUGGUAUUCAUCUGACCUUCCCCAGCUGAGCAUCAUCUUCAUCUUCAUGGAUGAGGCCUUGUCAGUGUUGCUGCGUUCCGUCAACACGGCCAUCCAGAGGACUCCGUCCCACUUACUCAAGGAAAUCAUACUGGUGGACGACCACAGCAACAGCCAGGAACUUGAAGAGCACCUGCAGAGCUUUGUGGACGAGAUGAACGCCCUUCAUGGUCCAGGCUUCAUCAAAGUGGUCCAUCAUGAGAAACAGGAGGGACUGGUCAGGUCCAGAGUGAGUGGCUGGAGGGUUGCUUCCGCCCCUGUGGUUGCUCUGUUUGAUGCGCACGUGGAAUUCAACACCGGAUGGGCAGAACCGCUUCUUCAGCGGAUAAAGGAGGACAGCACACGAGUGGUGUCUCCGUCUUUGGACAGCAUCAAAUACGACACCUUUGAGAUCGAAGAGCAUCCGUUGUCUGCCCAGGGCUUCGAUUGGGAGCUCUGGUGUCGACACCUCAACCCACCAAAAUCCUGGUGGACACAGCGCAACCACACAGCUCCUAUCAGGAGCCCCGCUCUUAUUGGAUGCUUUGUGGUGGACAGGAAGUACUUUGAGGAGAUUGGCCUACUAGAUGAGGGCUUGGAACUCUACGGAGGAGAGAAUGUGGAGCUUGGCAUCAGAGUAUGGCAGUGCGGCGGCAGUGUGGAGGUGCUUCCGUGCUCGAGGAUCGCACACAUGGACAGAGUGUACAAACCUUACGCCGACAACCUGACGGCUGUCGUGCGGCGUAAUGCUCUCAGGGUGGCUGAGGUCUGGAUGGACGAGUACAGGGGUCACGUCUACAUGGCCUGGAACAUUCCACUGCAGAACUCGGAAAUAAAUAUUGGGGACGUCUCAAAGAGAAAGGCCCUGCGAUCCAGACUCAAGUGUCAACCAUUCAGCUGGUUUCUUGCCAACAUCUACCCCGAGCUUCGAUCCUACAGCGACACCAUUGCUUAUGGAGUGUUAAAGAACAGCCUCAGAGAUGACCUGUGUUUGGACCAGGGACCUGACACGGACAACAUUCCCGUCAUGUGCAUCUGUAGUGGUUUGACACCACAGAAUGUGUACUACAGCAGCUCCCAGCAGCUUCACCUGGGGGCGCUGAGUCCAACCAUGGACGACGACGACAAUAAGUGUCUGGUGGACGUGAAUAGCAAACCCAGACUGCUGGAAUGCACGUAUGCCGCUGCCAAGCACAUGAAGCUCACCUGGACCUUCUCUUCGGAUGGCUCCAUCCACAACGCCGAGUCCCGGCGUUGUCUGGAGAUGGUGGAAAGCGGUCAGCCAGAGUUGCAGGUGAGUUCCCAGCUGGCCGUUCGAGACUGCAGCGGGCAAAAGUGGACCAUCACCAACGUCCUUAGCGUCCUGCCCCAGUGAACACCUUUGCUGUGAUGGAGGACCACAAUCUCAGACGCUGCAAAGCAAAAAAAGUAUAACAUCAUGGGAAUAAAGUCACCAUUAGGUGAAGAAAAUCUACAAGAAGAAAGAUGAAAUAGUUGGAAAAUUUAAAAAAAAGAGAAACAGCAGGAAUGAGGAAAAAGAACUGCUGUAAUUUUAGAAGAAAAGAGUCCAAAUAUUAAGGGAAAAAAGUUGCAUUCUCAUACAAAAUAAGUUGCAAAUUUACAAGAAUGAACUGGUCACAUGAUGAGGAAAAGAAAUGUCAUUUUACUCGCAUAGAGUGAAGUAUUUCUUUUUUGAAGUUGUGAUGUUCUGAAAAACAAACAAGGUUGUCACUCCAGGUCCAAAUAUUCAAGAAAAAAAUCUCACGGGAAAAAGUUGUCAUUUUAUUUUAUUUAUAUUUAUUUUAUUUAUUUAUUAAAUUGUAAUUAUUAUUAUUAAUAUUCAUCAUGAGAUACAAACAAAACAAAAUAAAUGAGGAAUAAAGAAAAUUGUCAGUGAAAAAAUACUCAUGUUUAAACAAAUUGUACUUGUUAUUGGCCUAAAUUAGGCAUUUUCAAGCAUAAAAAUGGCCAAAUAAACCAUUGCAAUUGUGGAUGUAGUGUUCUACAUAGGCCACUAGGUGUCAGUAGUAAUUGUUCAGCGAGACAAGUGCCACAUGUGACCACCAGAACAGGUUUAAAUGAUCCCACAACAGGCACACUAAUAACAUCUUCUGUCGGGACAAUCGCCCACCACAAGCUGAAACUCAACUCUGAACCUCCGACGUCACUUCCUGUCCGCCACACAUCUGUCCCCUUGGGAACAGCCGAUAUGAAUAAAAUGCUUUUACACCGAUAUGAGAAGGCUGACAUGCGCUUUUUUCUUGAAACAUGUAGAAAGCCCCGUCCACACGGGAACAUUCUUGGGAUUUUUUUCAAAAGUGGCGUCCACACUGUUAGGAUGAGUAAACCGUCGCCUCCA